AUGGGCUCCGGGCGCGGAGAAACUCCCUCAACAUCCAUCUCCAUCUUCCCAUUCACUGGAGGGCAAGACAAAAGCGGAGCGGAGACUUGGCAGCGGCGCCCGGCGGCUCCUCAGCUGCCAGUGGUACGCAUGGCUUGCCGAGGAGGGGCCGCCUCCUGCGCGCCCUCCCUCCUGCCACCCUUCGCCCGCGCUCCCCGCAGCACCGCUCGCCUGCUCAGCUCCAGCACUAACGGCGUCUGGGCAGGGAAGCGCGAGGAGCGGGUGGCCGAGUGUCCUUGGAGCGGUGGCCUUCAGGCGCCCCCGGCAGUCCCGCUAAACAGAGAGCAUCCCGGCGGCAGCCGCGGCGGCGCCUCCCAGCCGCACACCCAGCCCCGAGGCUGCUAGGGGACCUGCUCUCCAGCCCAGCCUCGGAUCCUCGCCGCGUACCAGCCUCUCCUUGGGUUCCUCAGCGUUUUCCCUCCCCUCCAAUCUUCUGAACAAAGUUACUGGAAGAACAAACCUGAGGGUCGAUGGGUGCGGAAGAAGGAAAAGUGAGAAGUCGCUGCCAGGCAUUUACUGCAAUCUUACAACUUCACGGGAACUGUUACUGCAACUCUGCACGUCCAGGAAGGACCUUCCAGCAACUACGGAGAGAAACAGCGGGUUAUUAAAAACCUGUUUAAUAUUAAAUAG
Orycteropus afer afer is the source of this 672-nucleotide messenger RNA. Lineage: Eukaryota; Metazoa; Chordata; Mammalia; Tubulidentata; Orycteropodidae. The record is from RefSeq and is a predicted model, not a curated record.